This is a messenger RNA of Aspergillus nidulans FGSC A4, 2994 nucleotides long. RefSeq lists its product as uncharacterized. The transcript has 2 exons. Lineage: Eukaryota; Fungi; Ascomycota; Eurotiomycetes; Eurotiales; Aspergillaceae. The coding region runs from base 1 to 2994 and encodes 997 amino acids. The record is from RefSeq and is a predicted model, not a curated record.
AUGGCCGACCUCGAAGCGUCCAUAGAACACCUACGGGAGGCUGUUGAGCAAACAGCAGAAGGUCACCCUGACCGCGUUGAGUAUUUGAACGACCUUGGGAGUCAGCUUGAAGAUCGAUACUCAAGGACAUGGGCAUUGGCCGACCUUGAUGAGGCCAUCCAGGUUUGGCGCGAAGCAGUCCGCGCAGCACCAGUAAAUUACCCUGAGCACGCCACGUACUUGGACAAACUAGCGGGUCAGCUUGGGGUUCGGUACUCAAAGACAGGGGCGUUAGCUGACCUUGAAGAGUCUAUCCAACUCGAACGAGAAGCUGUCAACAAAACACCAGAAGAUCACCCUGAUCAUGCCAUGUUCUUAGACAAUCUAGGAAUUCAGCUUAGGGUCCGAUAUUCAAGGACAGGAACUUUAAAAGACCUUGAAGAGUCCAUCCAACUUGGACAGAAAGUUGUUAACACAACAUCAAAAGAUCACCCUGACCGUGCCAUGUUUUUGAACAACCUUGGAGUUCGGCUUAGAAACAAAUACUUAAGGACAGGUUCAAUGACCGACCUUGAAGCGUCCGUCCAGGUUUGGCAGGAGGCAGUCAAUACAGCAACAGAAGAUGACCCUGACCGCGCCCUUAUUUUGAGCAACCUAGCGGGUCAGCUAGGGGUCCGAUAUUCACGAACAGGGACGUUGGCUGACCUCGAAGAGUCUAUUCAACUUGGACGGGAAGCUGUCAAUACAACAACCGAAGAUCACCCUGAUCGUGCUAUGUUUUUGAAUAACCUUGGAAUUCGGCUUUCAGACCGAUAUUCAAGAAUAGGGGCAAUGGCUGACCUUGAAGAGGCCAUCCGGGUUUGGCGUGAAGCAGUCAAUGCGGCAACAGAAGAUGACCCUGACCGCACCCUCCUUUUAGGUAACCUGGCAUGUCAGCUUAAGGACCGAUAUACAAGAACAGGGGCGUUGGCUGACCUUGAAGAGUCUAUCCAACUUGGACGGGAUGUUGUUGACACAUUACCAGGAGGUCACCCUAGUCGCGCAAUGCAUCUGAACAACCUUGAAGUUCGGCUGUCAGACCGAUAUUCAAAAUUCGGGGCAAUUGCUGACCUUGAAGAGGCCAUCCAACUUGGACGCGAAGCUGUUCAGACAACACCAGAAAGCCACCCUAACUACACCAUGUAUUUGAAUAAUCUUGGCACCCUUUUGGGGGACCGAUUUGCAAGGAUAGGAGCAAUGGCUGACAUUGAAGAAUCUAUUAAAAUAGGACGACAGGUUAUUAAAGCAGCGCCAGAAGAUCAUCCUCGCAAGGCUAGUUGGUUGAAAAGCCUUGCAGACCAACUACGGCACCGUUACUCAAUCACAGGGGCGACAGCAGAUCUUUAUGAGGCUAUAUCAUAUCAGGAGACUGCUUUACAUCAAGAGAAUGCUUUUCUUAGCACUCGGAUUUCAGCUGGCAAAAAUGCCCUUCAGAAUCUUGCUAUCCUCUCCAACUGGCAGCAAGCUUAUAAAUCUGCUGAUACUGCUGUUCAUUUAAUACCUCGGCUAGCAAUGCGAUCGCUUGAGAACUCUGAUAAGCAAUAUUUGCUUGGUGCAAUGGUGGGCUUUGCUUCUGAUGCCGCAGCUGUGGCACUCAACGCACAAAAAGGAGCCGUUGUUGCAUUGGAUUUACUUGAAUUGGGUCGUGGUGUGCUUGCAGCAUCUCUCGACGAGAUCCGAGUAGAUACUGAAGAUCUUCAGCAUAAGCACCCUGUCAUGGCUGAGAGGUUUGUACAGCUGCAGGCUCAAGCACGUCAGAAUGUUGAGGCUGAAAGGGAGCUGGACAAUCUAAUCAUGAAUAUCCAAAGUCAGCCUGGGUUUAACAACUUCUUAAAAGCACCAAGCGAAGAAGAGAUAUUACAUGCUGCGCAGAAAGGUCCCAUUAUUACUAUAAAUAUCAGCCAGUAUCGCUGUGAUGCUAUCAUUGUUGAGCAUCACAGGAUAUCUUCUUUGCCUCUACCCAAGCUCAUCAUUGCCGAUAUUACAGAGAAAGCAAGGUGGGAUGAUUUAGGAAGCCCUCAAGUUCUUGAAUGGCUGUGGGAUACGACUAUGGAACCGAUUCUAGAAGUACUAGGGUUUAUCCAGUCACCAUCUAACCGCGAAUGGCCACAUGUAUGGUGGAUCCCUACAGGUCCUUUAGCCAAAUUUCCUCUGCAUGCAGCUGGAUAUCACAGCCAGGGCAAUUCCAAAACCGUGCUUGAUCGGGUCAUGUCGUCUUACAGCUCGUCUAUUAAAGCCAUCAUACGUGGCCGCCAACGCCUAGCAACAGAGUCUUUACCAUUUGCACUUUUAUUGUCCAUGCAGGAUACGCCAGGGAAUGGAUACCUUCCAUUUGCCGCUGAGGAAGUACAAAUACUCUGUGAUAUGUGCAAAUUAAUGGCUCUUCACACAAUCCAACCAAGGCGGCGCGAACAUGAUAUUAUAGGCCACAUGCGAGUAUGCCAGAUCUUCCACUUUGCUGGCCAUGGCUACACAAGUCAUACCGAUCCAUCUCAAAGUCGAUUGAUCUUAUGGGACGGUGAUGACGAUUCUCUCACAGUAGGCAGUCUCCUCAAGAUGAACCUCCACAAGAAUCCGCCGUUUCUUGCGUACCUCUCAGCUUGCGGGACCGGCCAGAUCAAAGACGAUAAAUUAAUUGAUGAGAGUAUUCACUUGACCAGCGCCUUCCAGCUGGCGGGGUUUCGACAUGUUAUUGGCACUUUAUGGAAUGUUAAUGACGAUAUCUGUGUCGAUAUGGCAAGAAUCACGUACACAGAAAUUGCCAAUGGAAAUAUGGACGAUGAAUCGGUGUGUCGAGGGCUUCAUUACGCUGCCAGGGAGAUGCGAGACCGUUGGCUUGAAGCAUUAUCAGAGAUCGAGCAUCCCACCGCAACAAACCGCGUAAGGGACAUUAUUCCAAACGAUAUCGAUCUCGCCGGUAACCGGAGUGAAAGGAGGCAAGCGUUGUGGGUUCCUUAUAUUCACUUUGGCGUUUGA